AUGCCCAGGAGAAAGGCUGAAGGAGAUAAGGCCAAGGUGAAGGACAAACCAUGGAGAAGAUCUGCAAGGUUGUCUGCAAAACCUGCUCCUCCAAAGCCAGAGCCCAAGCCUAAGACGGCCCCUGUAAAGCAGGGAGAGAAGGUACCCACAGGCAAAGAGGGAAAAGCUGAUGCUGGCGAGGAUGGAAGUAACCCUGCAGAGAAUGGAGAUGCCAACACAGACCAGGCACCGAAAGCUGUAGGUGCUGGAGAUGCCAAGUGA
Molecule: messenger RNA, 261 nt
Organism: Tupaia belangeri chinensis (Chinese tree shrew)
Lineage: Eukaryota; Metazoa; Chordata; Mammalia; Scandentia; Tupaiidae
Product: non-histone chromosomal protein HMG-17
Exons: 1
Coding region: 1-261 (86 amino acids)
Biological process (GO): chromatin organization
Cellular component (GO): nucleus; chromatin
Molecular function (GO): nucleosomal DNA binding
Source: RefSeq, a predicted model, not a curated record